GGGAACGUCGGCGGCGGCGCGGGCAGGUCACACACCGGGACGGGAUGCCGUCGUGUCGGAGCAGCUCCCUGUCGCUGCUGGCCCUAGUGAUGGUGGCCGGGACGCGGGCCGCCUCCUUUCGACCGGACAUCUCGAACGAGAUAGUCGCCCAGCUGUCUAACGAACUCAGAGAGUAUCCAGAGGCACCGGAGAAGCGCGGUCUGAUGACGUGCAGAAGGUCGGCUGUGUGCGGCCUGGUGCAGGCCAACGCGUGGGGCAUCAACGCCGAAAAGUUUUGCGACUGUCCCGGCCGUCAGUCGUGCCCACUGCUCUGGGACCCAGAGGAUGGCCGCUCGGUGACACACGGCUCCAAUCAGUACAAGUACUGCAGACAGGCGCCGGCCCUGUCUGUCUGCUCGCCGGGACAGCAGGCGAUGACCGAUGAGCUGGUCAGCUAUCGGGACGAGCGGCUCUCGAUGGCGCACCACGAGUUCAUCCACUGCCGCUGUCCGGCCGGCCACCAGCUCAAACAGAUCGACACGCAGUGGAGCGAGACCGACGACAGUGACGUCAUGGUCACCACCAAGGCCUGCACCAAGAUGCCGCAGUGCAGUCCCGGCCAGCACUGCAAGUUCGUCACUCAGAGCAGUGAUAAGGCCAGCGAGGUGACCACCCUGGUGCAGGUCAACUGCGCAUGCGCGCCCAGCCAGACCUGUCCGACGCGGACCGAGCACAAGAUCGAGACGCAGGCGUUCGGACACGGCAGUCUGCACUCGAUCCUGUGCCGGUAGGCCGGCGGGCCCUCAGCUCGACGGCCGGCCGCCGACGGGAUGACCCCCGGCUGACCUGGUGACGUCAGCCGGCCGAGCAGCUGACACGUGACCUGUGAUCGCAACUCGGCUCCUGAGGCCAGUGGCACAGUCUGGUCCGCCUUGCGAAGACCGUAAAUAACACGGGCGAAACCUCAUGCUCCCGUGUCGAGUGAUCUCACGACGCUCACGACUUUGUAUAAAAAUAGAAUUCGAGACGUAAGCGUUUCAAAAGAAAGUUUGGUCAUGAGAGUGUUCUUCUCAUCUUUUAUUCCAGCUGUAUUAUCGUUAAUUGGUUCGAAAAAAAUGACGCACUUAGCUGUCAUCAUACUUGAACUAAAAUACUCAAGAACUAUCAAUGCUUAAUGACUAGGACUCUAAUAGAUCAAGAGGUCGCCUGUACCAUCAUGAUGAGAACUGUAUGGUGAGAGGCCUAAUAUAAAUAGGUUUUGAGAGCUAUACUGGCACGAGGCACCCAUGUAGCUCAUGCGAUUGUGUAUUUAUGUCGCGCUUUUACUAUAUAAAUAUGAUAUUCAUCGUUCCUAGAGAAAGUGUUAUGUGUCAAUACUUUCGAUAAAUAAGCGAAGCAAACCACUGAUGAUUUUUCAAUGCGGCAUUUGCUUUUGAGCUGCAUUAUUUAAAAAAGGAAUGUUUCAUGAAUAUUUGCAAGUUACAACGUAUUUUAAAUAAAUGUUUGGUCGAUGAAA
Molecule: messenger RNA, 1495 nt
Organism: Amphibalanus amphitrite
Lineage: Eukaryota; Metazoa; Arthropoda; Thecostraca; Balanomorpha; Balanidae
Product: U-scoloptoxin(11)-Sm5a-like
Exons: 4
Coding region: 45-770 (241 amino acids)
Source: RefSeq, a predicted model, not a curated record